This is a messenger RNA of Cordyceps fumosorosea ARSEF 2679, 2130 nucleotides long. RefSeq names its product Nonaspanin (TM9SF). The record is from RefSeq and is a predicted model, not a curated record. Gene Ontology annotation, biological process: protein localization to membrane; vacuolar transport. Gene Ontology annotation, cellular component: membrane; Golgi apparatus. NCBI's taxonomy places the organism in Eukaryota, Fungi, Ascomycota, Sordariomycetes, Hypocreales, Cordycipitaceae. The transcript has 3 exons. Bases 1 to 2130 code for a protein of 709 amino acids.
AUGGUCCGACUUCGAGCUUCCGGCCUUGGCAGCCUGGCAUUGCUAUUGCUUUUGGCUUCUGUAGAUGCUUUCUACAUACCUGGAUACUCUAUCAAGAGUUACAAGCCUGGCGAGCCGAUCCCUCUCAUGGUCAACAAGGCCUACUCCGAUAGCACCCAGCUUCAAUAUGCCUACUAUGAACUCCCCUUUGUAUGCCCUCCGUCCGAUCAUCCAAAGUCGGUCGGUGGCCUGCUCAGCGGCAAGAACGUCCCCCUUAACCUUGGCGAAGUUCUCCGCGGUGAUCGCAUUCGAACAUCAGAUAUCGAAUUGAUCAUGAAUAAGGAAACGACGUGCACCGCUCUCUGUACGAAGGAGCUCAACAAGGAUGACUUGCAACGCGCCAAGGAGAUGAUUCAGGACACCUACGUGACUGAGUGGAUUGUCGACAACCUGCCCGGCGCUACCAGCUUCGUCAGUGUCGACAAGACACGGAAGUACUAUGCUUCGGGUUUCAAGCUUGGCUAUAGCGAGACCUCUCCUUCGACCGGUCAAACGCACUACUACCUCAAUAAUCACCACACCAUCGUGAUACGCUAUCGUAAGGCGCCCGGCAAGGCGGGUGACCGUGGCGAGAACAUUGUCGUCGGCUUCGAGGUUUACCCCAAGAGUAUUGGUAGCGAUAGCAAACGUGACACCCAAGGCUGCCCCGUCGACUUGGAGCACGUUGAGCGGGGACUGGAACUUCACAUCGGGCCCAACAUAACGAUCGACACUGCACCACGUUACGCCGACGGAAAAUCGCGACAGACCGAACGACGAUCCGAUGACGAGAGCGAAGACGGCACUCUGACGGUGCCGUAUACAUACUCUGUGUACUUUAGGGAAGACAACACCAUCGAGUGGUCACACCGCUGGGAUCUAUACUUUGUCAACCAAGAAGACGGCGCCCGCAUUCAUUGGCUUGCCAUUAUCAACUCCCUCAUCAUUUGCGGCAUGCUGACGGCCAUUGUUAUGAUUAUCUUUGCUCGUACGGUGCACUCUGACAUCAAGGGCUACAAGGAGACGUUGGAGAGCAAAUCUCGCGGCAAGCGGGUCAGGAAGGACGCUCCUGCGGGACUACUCGACCAGAGGAGCAGUGCCGCAGAUGACGAUUUGUCCGAUACCGAAGAGGCUUUGGAAGAUAUCACGGGCUGGAAACUACUCCACACCGACGUCUUCCGAGCGCCGCAACAUGGAUACUUACUCGCGCCACUCGUUGGUUCCGGCAUGCAGCUCCUUUUCAUGGCCAUGGGACUUGUGCUACUCAGCGCUCUAGGUUUCUUGAACCCUAGCUUCCGCGGCGGCUUCAUCAGUGUUGGUGUUGGGUUAUUCGUGUUUGCAGGUGUCUUCUCGGGCUACUUUUCUGCCCGCGUCUUCAAGAGUUUCGACGGAAAGGACUAUCGGAAGAAUGCAAUGGUGACGGCGCUAUUGUUUCCUGGUCUAAUGUUUGGGCUGGUGUUCAUCGUCAACUUGUUUGUCUGGGCGCAGGCCUCGAGCACGGCGAUUCCGUUUGGAACGCUUGUCCUGAUCGUGGUCCUGUGGCUCUGCUUCCAGGUGCCCUUGGUGUUCGCUGGUGCUUACUACGGCUUCGAAAAGGCUGGCGGGUGGCAGCACCCUACGAAAGCCACGGCCAUUCCUCGCCAGCUGCCGAACCACGCAUGGUACAGCAAGUCGGUGCAGGCAGUGCUACUAGCGGGCCUGAUUCCUUUUGCCGUCAUCUUCAUCGAGCUGCUGUUUGUGUUCCAGUCAUUGUGGCAAAAUAAGAGCGGCUUCUAUUACAUGUUCGGGUUCCUGGCCGUCGUGUCGGUGAUUCUGGUCGUGACGAUUGCCGAGGUGACGGUUGUGACGAUCUACAUUCAGCUGUGCUCGGAGAACUACCACUGGUGGUGGCAGUCGUUCUUCGUGGGAGGCGGCAGCGCUUUGUGGAUUUUUGCGUACUCGGUGUGGUAUUACAUGUUCAAACUGCACAUCACGGGGUUUGUGAGCAGCAUGCUAUUUUUUGUUUACACGUUUAUUGCGUGCUGCGUGUAUGGUCUUCUGACCGGCACGAUUGGCUUCCUCAGCGCGUAUGCAUUUGUGAGGCGGAUAUACGGUGCCAUUAAAGUUGAUUGA